AUGCGUCAACAGUUGGCCUUAAGUCUGGGUCUGUGGGGCGUCGUCUUUCAGCUGCUGGGCCAUGAGGCCACGCCCAACGCCUACCAUUACUACAACAAUGCGAGUGUCAGGCAGCUGCGCUUCCGCGACUUCGAGCCGCGCGAGGAGAGCGUGGCCGGUGCGCGGCGUCAGGCGCGCGGCUUUCACUUCAAUGCCAGCGGCGAGGAUGUUAGCGUCGAAAUGGAGUUCAUCGUGCCCUUCGUCCAGGUGCCCGUGAGGCGCAGCAUGCAGCUGGCCCGUGAUGCUGUUCAGGGCCUGCUCAAUCUGCGCACCGGAGCGCUGCUCAACACGGCGCUCAUUGUGGCCGCCGGCGCCCUGAUAGCCGGAAUUGUGCGUUUGGUGCUGGCGCCCCUGGUCUUUACCUCUAUUAGCAAUGCGAAUGGCUAUGGCUACAGCGCCAAGCAACACGACAGCCGACGUGGCAUGCGUAGUCUGACGCAUUUGCUGGAAUCGCAACUGGACGAGCACAGCAUCGAUGUCUCCGUCUGUGCCCAACGCGCCAUUUGUCACUACUUGCAACAAAAUGCGGCACAGCCCAGUCGCAGCGGGCCAACUGCCUCCAGGCUCAUCGACGUCCUGGCCAACUCUCGCUGGCUGGACACCUAUCUGAAAGGCACAGCUGUCUACAGCGCCAUUAAUGCGGCGCGCAGCAGCCGCAGCUGUGCCCACGCCUAUCGCAGCUGCAGCUGGCCCCAACUCUCGGGCAGCAUCUGGCACAGAUCUUGGCCAACUAUGCUGCACGGAAAUGCUCCGUCUACUUAUAAUGAUGGGAACUUACGCCAGUCUGUGUUUCAUGUUUACCUUAGUAACGGCUGCUUCCUCAAAACAAAACGUUGUCGCACCUCGGCUCAGUUGAAGCUUAUGUCACGCCUGCGCAACAGCAGCAAGUGGAGCAGUUGCGCGCCCCAAAUUAUCACAGCCAAGAGGCAACCAAGCGGCGACUGGCACGUAACUAACCAAGACGCCGCUAACAAAAUGGAUUUCAAAUCUGCGACAGCAACACAACGGUGCAGAUCGCAAGACGGAAGCAUGCAGUUCCUAUGCCUGGUUAUAUCAUGCCUCGUCCUGUCCAGCAGCGCGGCGGGCGAGUCCGAAGAGUCGCAGCAGGAAAGUCAAAGCGCCACAACUUCAGGCAGCCACAAGCAGCAGAAAGCCAAUCAAGGCUUUCGUCUCAUAUCCUUCGAAAGCGUUGAAAAGGACAUUGCGCUGGGUCUCAACUAUCUGAUGCCAUUCGUGGAGGUGCCGGUCAAACGCAAACGCAAUGCGCCGCCCCGACCACUGGUUAUCGUGAACUCCGCUGCCAUCCUCAGCUGUGGCCUGAUGGCCGCCGGCGGCUUAGCAGUUGGUCAUCUGAUACGCAGCAUGGGUCUGGAAACAAUAGUGCCCGAUGGCAAGAGUGAGGCCUCAGCUGAGCACGCAGCGCGCCGCCUGAUCGCUGACGAAGAGAGUUUUCUGCAGCUCUUCGAGAACUUUAAGCUGAUUUAUCGCAAUGCUAGCGGAGAGCGAGUGGAGACCGGAUUGCCCAGCCUGAUAAACACCAUCGAACGCACCUUUCUGGAGAACGACAUCAAUCUGCCCAUGUGCCUGCUCAAGUCCAUCUGCACGCUGACCCACCAGGCGGGCGAAAGUGUGCGCACUGGCCAGGCCUCCGACAUGGAGCUGAUUCUGGAUGGCGUCGCCAGCUGGUCCUGGCUGCUCUCCUGGCUGGAGCAAUCGGCGCUGCGCCAAGCCAUCGAAGCGGGCCGCAUAGCCAACUCGCAUUACUGCCAGCACAAAUAUCCGCUGUGCAAGUGGACGGCGCCCGAGCAGCAGCUGCUCGAGCUGCUACACAGCAAUGUGCGGUUCAAAUGA
Molecule: messenger RNA, 1890 nt
Organism: Drosophila hydei
Lineage: Eukaryota; Metazoa; Arthropoda; Insecta; Diptera; Drosophilidae
Exons: 6
Coding region: 1-1890 (629 amino acids)
Source: RefSeq, a predicted model, not a curated record